GUAAUAAUCAUUUAUGAUAUACCCAUAAUAACUAUAAUAUGAAGUGUAUAAUAUAUUAUUUCAGCUGGUCUAUACAAUAAACUAAACAAUGGUAUAUGAAAGCCGUUUCAAACCAAGAAUAUAUUUAUCUCAAAGUCCUUCAAAAUGUUCUAUAGUACUGAAUAAUGUGUUUAAAAAGCAUAAUGAUCAAAAUAUUUUCAAUGGAGUGAAUUUAACUGCACAUAGUGGUAAAAUAUGUGCUAUACUUGGUGAAACAAACAGCGGUAAAUCUAUGCUGCUUUCUUGUUUAGUUGGUGGAGAUAAAAUAGACAAAGGUCAUAUAUGGGUACUUGGUGGUAAACCAAGAACAAAAAGCAGUAAAACCUUAACUAAAUACACUGGUUAUAUGCCUCAGGAAUUUUGUUUGUAUAAAACCAUGACGGUUCUAGAAUUGUUUGCAUAUUUUGGUAACUUAUAUAAUAUUAAUUACAAAUUUAUUCUGUGGAGAAUAAGCUAUUACAAAGACAUUUUUACCCUGCCACCAAUUAAUUCCACUAUUCAAAAAUUAAGUUUCAGUGAAAAACGAAUGAUAUCAUUUAUAAUAGCAGUAUUCCACAGACCUCGAUUAGUGGUGUUAGACGAGCCUACUAUUGGACUUGAUGUUUUAAAAAAAAAUCAAAUUUGGAGAUACUUGUAUCACGUGAUUACUACAUGGAAACCAACAGUAGUUGUAGCCACCAAUAAUAUCGAGGAAGCAUUUUUAGCAACUAAGAUAGCGUAUCUGAAAAAUGGAAAAAUUAUAUUUGAAAGAGAAGUAGAGGAAUUGCUUCGAACAAAUCCAAAACAGUCUAUAGAUUUAAUCGUAGAAGAUCUUUAUACCAGUAAAAACUCUUGGAUCAAUUCAAAUCAAUCUGAGACACCGCGAAAUAAAAAGCUAAGCAUUUGUAAGAAAAUCAACCCAAGAUCAAAUAUUUGGAAGUUCAAAACAAUUAUAAUUCAAAAUAUGAAGUUUUUAACUUCAAAUAUUUGGUACGUAAUUUUAGGUAAUAAUAUUAACAAUGUAAAAACUAGGAAGUGCUCAAAUUCGUAGUACAUGACUUAUUCCUCUCAAAAUAUUUUUUACACAGUCAUCGUCUAUAAUAAAAAAAUAAUCAACAAAGAAUCCGUAGACAGGACACGUAGUAACUACAUUUAAGCUAUAAGCUAAUGGAACAAUUAAAGAGGUAUAUUUGUUUAACAAAAAAUAUGAUUUCUUGGUAUAGUAUAUCACGAGUAGCAUAUCCAUUAUCCAUUCAUUUGAGAUUUAACAUAAAUUGUAUUCUACGUUAGUACAGUGUUCAUGCGUUAAUCAAUAUAAUCAUCCAAUAUUUUUUAAAAUAGCUAUGAACAAACGUAUUAGACAUUAUUGUUAAACAUAUCUAAAAUAAUACAUUUUUAAGAGAAGAGACAAUACCGAUGUAGGUAUUGUUUCUAUAAAACAUAAAUCAACAACUUUAAUUUAUUUAAUUUUAGUCAAAUGUAUUCAUGAUGAGCCAGUACACCAAUAUCUAACAACGAAGUUAUCGUAGCUAGAUGACUGACAAGGGCCCAUCACCCUCAUAUACCUAGUCAGAUAUAUAUUGUUCUAAUUUUUACUUUUCAUAUUAUAUUUUUUCAUGCGUUUAACUAUUAGUACAAUUUUUUCAUUUUCCAUUUGGUAGGUAUUCCUGUUACAUCUUGUAUAUUAUUAUACAUACCUAUCUAUAUUCUAUACUAAGGAUCUCCAAUUUAUGUUUUUGGAGGACCUCUUUAGAAAUCCAGAAAGUUUUCUGGUGCCAUUACAAUUUAAUGAUCUAAGUACAGUUAUUCCAAAAAAAGUAAAGGCAAAAUCAAUAAAUAUAAUCAGUUUAUAGGAAAACCUCAUUUAAACCAUCAACAAAAACAUUUAAGCGGCCUGGUAGUUGUCCUCUGUCACAAAACGUGUUCUGAGUGCCAGCACCAGCCGUUGUUACUAUUUCCCGGGUGGGUAACCACUGACCACCCAGGUUUUAGUGACAAAUCCUUGCAACACGUACACGUCUUCAGAACGACCAUACCCUCCCCUCACAGUAAAAAACCAACUUUAAAAUAACCUUUACUCAAUGGCCUAUAGGUACUGCCGCUGGGUAAUUAAUAAAAAUUAAUAAUUAAAAAGAUUGAUUUUUUGUCUGUAGGACAGAUAAAGUUCGUUCAUGGAUCGUCAUUUUGUGACCUCCAAUCUAUAUAGACAUAGCUGCAUAUGUAGCUAUGUAGCUAUAUCUAUAUAUUAUUGUUUAUUUCAAGUACAAAGUUUCAUAUUUUAACUUAAUAUAAUAUUUACUACCUACCUAUGUAAAUAUAUAUAUGUAUAUUUAUGACUUUUGUUUUGUUUCAUCGUAUCAAAUUAAUGUGCAAUAACCAAAAAUGUAUACUCAGAAUCGUCUUUAGAAUGCGUUGUAAUUUCCGAUGUCAGACUAUAAUUAGAUUAUUGGUGUUAUAAUAAUAUAUCACUAUGCUACGUCGAGGAAAAUAAAGAGAGAAGAUCGUCCAAUAUUAUAGUAUUAAAUGCAUAUAUGCGUUCAUAACUCUGACCAAGCCACUAUUUUUAAG
Messenger RNA from Acyrthosiphon pisum (pea aphid), 2586 nucleotides. RefSeq names its product ABC transporter G family member 23-like. NCBI's taxonomy places the organism in Eukaryota, Metazoa, Arthropoda, Insecta, Hemiptera, Aphididae. Bases 89 to 1069 code for a protein of 326 amino acids. The record is from RefSeq and is a predicted model, not a curated record. Gene Ontology annotation, molecular function: ATP binding; ATP hydrolysis activity. The transcript has 8 exons.